GGUUGAACAAAAGCUUCGUCCCUAGAAACCCUAGUAAAAUACGGCACAGUAAUUUUUCUCUGCUCUUCCUUCGGGUAAGGAAGCGGUAAAGAGAUGACAUCCACUGCGAAGAAGGUGCUGCUAUGGUUUUCCGCCCUCUUCUCUUCCGUUCCAAUUCGCCGCCCAGGGCAGGGAUUCACUUGCAGGGUCUGUUUUCAAGAGCUAAGAGGAGAUGCAUUCAAAACUGAGUGCUCCUGCAAGGGAGACCUGGCAAUCGGCCACAAGAAAUGCAUUCGGAAGUGGUUUGUCUUGAAGGGGAACAACAUUUGUGAUGUCUGCAAAGUGGAGGUGAAAAAUCUUGCCAUCACACCUGGCGCUGCUUCAGACGGGUUUCUCCCCAGGAUUUGGAAGUCAUCCCUUCUGUUUUUUGCGAGCACCCUAUCAUACUUUUGCUUUCUGGAGAAUACUUUGGUGCGUGACACGGGAAUAGCUAGGCCCCUUGUCUUUUCGCUACCUAUUGCUAUCUGUAUAGCCAUUCUGUUAUGUGUCAUGGCUUCUUCAAGGGGAAACACGAGGUACACAUGGGCUCAUGCUUUGUCCUACGUUUCUGUGGUUGUACCAUUUCUUUAUACAUAUCGUGACGCAAAUGCGAGUCUUCUUUUCAUCUACAUCCUGAGUGGGCUGAUGCUUGAGAUUUUGACAUGGAAUUCCAUGAGGCGCAGUCGAGCUCUUUUGCGCCGCCUUGAGAGUAUUUGAGCAGAUGGUAUCAACUGAUUAAGAGUUCAAGAAAGACCGCUCCUGCCCGUGAAUAUGAGUGCAUGGCUCACCACUCACAUUCCCCAAGAACUCAAAGUCUAUUUCAUCAUGUGUGACAAAUAAAUAUGAUACUCUACUAGCUAUACAUAAACUUUGAUAAUUGAGCACAUUGAGAAAUCUAACCACUCUAGAGCAUUUCAUACUCCAGCAUCCAAUCUGGUUCAUCACUUUAUUACCCAUUUUAAUUGGAAGCUAGGUUUCAAAAUAGCAGCAAAAUCAGCAUCAAACAUAUAUCUUAGCAAUAUAGCCUAUAUGUAAUAUUCCCAAAUGCUUCAAUAAAGAAUAUCAAAUUGU
This is a messenger RNA of Cuscuta campestris, 1089 nucleotides long. Lineage: Eukaryota; Viridiplantae; Streptophyta; Magnoliopsida; Solanales; Convolvulaceae. The record is from the annotation of a GenBank genome assembly.